CGUUAUAUAUAUAACUCCUAUGCCCAAACCCACAUCCCAUAUUUCUUUCACUGACAAAAUAUAUCAUUAGCUGCUCUCUGUAUCGAUCUCCCCUGUUCAAGUCUGAUCAUCUCUUCUAUUCUAGACCAAUCAAUCCGAACAUGGCAAUGCAAAGAGUAUUAUUAAGUCUGCCUGUUAUGGCAGCCAUGCUCAUUCAACUCGCCAUGGCAGCAACUUACACAGUGGGAGGCGCCAAUGGUGCGUGGGACCAGAUCACCGACCUACAAACUUGGGUAUCAUCUCAGACGUUUUUAGUCGGAGACAGUCUCAGUUUCCAAUAUUCUCCAAACCAUAACGUGAUUGAAGUUCCAAAAUCAGACUACGAUGCUUGCCAGCCAAGUAACCUGAUUCAGGUUUACAAUGAUGGCAGUUCAGUCAUUCCUCUAACUUCUCCAGGAAAGAGGUACUUCAUUUGUGGAACAUCAGGACAUUGCAGCUCAGGAAUGAAGCUUGAAAUCACAACUCUUGCAGCUACGCCUUCUACUCCCUCUACUCCAAAACCAUCUUCUCCUCCUACUACCUCUACUCCAAAACCUUCUUCUCCUCCGACCCCACCGAGCCCCGCGGCAGAUGCACCCGACGCCGAGCCAACGGCAGCUCCUCCAUCCACGUACUCUGAUGACUCGCCCAUGGAGAACGGCACGCCGUUAUCACUGUCUCCUAGUGCUCCUUCUACCGGUUCUCACCUGUCCGCGCCAGCACCAAUAUCUGCUGCACCGGCCACCUAUGCCACCAGCUUCCGAGCUGGCCUCUUGAUGGGGUUCGGUGCCUUGGUGUUGCUUCUUGCGUUCUAAGCUGCAUGUUAAAAUAGAUCUUUCACGUACGGGAAAAGAAAAGGUUAU
This is a messenger RNA of Humulus lupulus (European hop), 881 nucleotides long. Its product is annotated as uclacyanin 1-like. Gene Ontology annotation, molecular function: electron transfer activity. Gene Ontology annotation, cellular component: plasma membrane. NCBI's taxonomy places the organism in Eukaryota, Viridiplantae, Streptophyta, Magnoliopsida, Rosales, Cannabaceae. The record is from RefSeq and is a predicted model, not a curated record. Bases 141 to 833 code for a protein of 230 amino acids. The transcript is spliced from 2 exons.